Messenger RNA from Scaptodrosophila lebanonensis, 1432 nucleotides. RefSeq names its product probable 3-hydroxyisobutyrate dehydrogenase, mitochondrial. The record is from RefSeq and is a predicted model, not a curated record. Lineage: Eukaryota; Metazoa; Arthropoda; Insecta; Diptera; Drosophilidae. The transcript has 3 exons. Gene Ontology annotation, molecular function: NAD binding; 3-hydroxyisobutyrate dehydrogenase activity; NADP binding. Gene Ontology annotation, cellular component: mitochondrion. Gene Ontology annotation, biological process: L-valine catabolic process. The coding region runs from base 152 to 1129 and encodes 325 amino acids.
GGGGGCACGCGCUGGAACCACUUGCGGCAUAUUACGUGACACUAGUUGCCGUCUCUUGACUGCGCAGCAAAACAGUGUGCUUUUGGCUGUGGUUCGAUCGUGUAGAACAUUUUGCAGACGUCCUUUAGUAUUUUCCUGAUUUGUAGCAAUCAUGUCCCUUCGAGUUUUGUACGCCCAGCAGUCUCUGCUUAAUGCAUUGAGCCAGACCCUUGUUCGUAGCAUGUCCACGCAGGGCGGCUCUAAGAACAUUGGCUUCAUCGGUCUUGGCAACAUGGGCAACCAUAUGGCCAGCCAUCUGAUAAAGGCCGGACACAAGCUGCAUGUGUUCGACAUCUCAAAGCCUGCGGUCGAAAGUCUAGCUGCUAAGGGUGCCACUGCCUAUACGAAGACGACGGAGUUGGCCAAGAACUCCGACUUCGUAAUCACUAUGCUGCCCAACAAUGAUAUCGUGAAUGCCUCAUACGAGGAGAUGACCUCUGAUGGCGUCAACAAGAACACAAUUUUCAUUGAUUCCUCCACGAUCGAUCCUAAUUUGGUCAAGUCGCUGCAGAAGCGUAUCAGUGCAAAGGGAGCCCGUUUUAUUGAUGCACCCGUCUCUGGCGGUGUUCCCGGUGCCGAGCAGGGUACCUUAACCUUCAUGGUGGGCGCCACAGAUGAGGAAUACAAUGCCGUCAAAUCGAUCCUUGAGUGCAUGGGCAAGCGCAUCACCCAUUGUGGCACCUACGGAAUGGGACAGGCUGCUAAAAUCUGCAACAAUAUGAUGCUGGGUAUUUCAAUGAUUGGAGUUGCGGAGGCAAUGAAUCUGGCGAUUCGUCAGGGCUUGAAUCCACACACAUUUGCUGAAAUAAUCAACUCAUCGACCGGUCGCUGCUGGGCUUCCGAGCUGUACAACCCCGUGCCCGGUGUGACGCCCACUGCUCCUGCCAAUAGAGACUACGCUGGUGGCUUCUCCACCGAUCUAAUCACCAAAGAUUUGGGUCUGGCCUCAGGUGUGGCCACCUCCUCCAACACACCAAUUCCCAUGGGCGCCAUGGCGCACCAAAUCUACCGUACUCUGAAGUCACAGGGUCUGGGCAGCAAGGACUUUUCCGUUGUCUAUGAUUUCAUGAAGAACGAAAAGUACAACUAAGUGUUCAUUAAUAUAUAUGUACAUGCAUACAUAUGUACAUAUGUAGAUAUGUCAGUGACAUUGACAUUGGCAGUGACAGUGGCAGACGUUCACACACACAAACAAAACACCAGUUUUGCAUUUAUAGCGAGUUAAGUUAAGCAUUUCGUUACAACAAUCUGACUUAUAGGGCUUCCUACACCUCUUUCUGUUUUGAUUUAUUUGCAUUUAUUUUAUCGCAGUGCAAUUUAUUUUCUGUGUAGCUUAUGAAAUGAGUUAUAAUGUUGAUUACAUUCUAUUAAAGCAGUACUUGUAUAAUAUGGA